AUGAACAAACUAGAUCCAACUUUGUACAGAAUUGCCUGGAUUGCCCCGCUUCUGAUAGAGGCUCGAGCAGCUAUAUGCUCAUUUGACAAAUUACAUGAGGGUCAGUUUCCUUUAGAUCGUGGUGACGAUCAUGUGUAUAUCGCUGGUGAAAUUGGUGGGCACCAUGCCAUCAUUGCUACCCUACCCACGGGUCAAGAAUAUGGUAAUGGGUCAGCGGCUGCGCUUGCCAGUCAAAUAAAGAAGUUCUUUCCAAAUUUGUGGUUUGGACUUCUUGUUGGAGUUGCGGCGGGGCUCCCAAAUCUGUCAAUAUUCCCACCUCGCGAUAUCCGAUUGGGUGAUGUUCUCGUGGGGCUUCCUGAAGGUGACCACGCUGGUCUGAUUGCCUACGACCUAGGUAGAGAAACAGACAAUGAAGGAUUGAAACUUCUGCAAGAUGGUCAUGUGCUAGCUCCAACCGAGCCUGUUAUCCGAUCCGCGAUUGGCAAAAUCAGACUCUUUGCUCCAGAUGGUAUCGCUACCUUCUUGCAACAUUAUGAAGCUAUUCGGCAAAAGAAACAUGAAGCUGGCGACUUUAACGACCCAGGACAGGACAAGGACCAUUUCUACCAAACAGAUGCUGAUGUCAAACGGAAACGAAGUACGUCAGAUAGCGACUCAGACGAAUACAGCAGGAAAAUUCCUCGACGGAAUAACCACAGACCAUCUUUGCACUCUGACGACAAUAGUGAGGAGUCUUAUUCUGAUGAGCUGCACUUUCCCUAUGGAAAACCUAGCCACGAGAGCCCCAGUGACACUUCGGAGACUUUUGCGGAUAUCGAAAUCGCCGAGGUCCUUCACAUUUCUUCCAAUGGCAUCACAGAUAGAAGUAUCUCGAGUGAAGAGUUGUCUUCCUCGGGAUCGGAAGAAAGUUUCAGUGUGAAGCAUGGGCCCCAAUUUGAAUCCGAUAGUUCCGCUAGCGAUCAGAAUUCGGACUCUUCCGAUCACGCAGAAUGA
Messenger RNA from Penicillium hordei, 993 nucleotides. RefSeq names its product nacht and wd domain protein. Gene Ontology annotation, biological process: nucleoside metabolic process. The coding region runs from base 1 to 993 and encodes 330 amino acids. NCBI's taxonomy places the organism in Eukaryota, Fungi, Ascomycota, Eurotiomycetes, Eurotiales, Aspergillaceae. Gene Ontology annotation, molecular function: catalytic activity. The record is from RefSeq and is a predicted model, not a curated record. The transcript is spliced from 2 exons.